Molecule: messenger RNA, 1104 nt
Organism: Penicillium digitatum Pd1
Lineage: Eukaryota; Fungi; Ascomycota; Eurotiomycetes; Eurotiales; Aspergillaceae
Product: protein disulfide isomerase family protein
Biological process (GO): protein folding
Cellular component (GO): endoplasmic reticulum
Molecular function (GO): protein disulfide isomerase activity
Source: RefSeq, a predicted model, not a curated record
AUGGCACGCUUGAGCUUCCUGCUCCUCGGAGCCCUCUCAGCCCUCAGCGGCUUCGCCACUGCAAGCAACUCCGCAGUGAAAGACCUGAUCCCCACCAACUUCGACGAAGUCGUCCUGGCCGGCAAGCCCGCACUGGUCGAAUUCUUCGCACCCUGGUGCGGCCACUGCAAGAACCUCGCCCCCAUUUACGAGGAGCUUGCGCAGGCCUUCGCCUUCGCCGAAGACAAGGUCACCAUCGCUAAGGUUGACGCCGACGAGAACCGCUCGCUGGGCAAGCGCUUCGGUAUCCAGGGCUUCCCUACUGUGAAGUGGUUCGACGGAAAGAGCGACCAGCCUGAGGAGUACAAUGGCGGUCGUGAUCUCGAGAGCCUGUCCGCCUUCAUCACCGAGAAGACCGGCAUCAAGCCUCGUAGCGCUAGCGCGCAGAAGGUGGUCAGCAACGUUGAGAUGCUGAACGAUGCUUCUUUCAAGACUGUCGUUGGUGGCGAUAAGGAUGUGCUGGUCGCUUUCACUGCCCCGUGGUGUGGACACUGUAAGACCCUCGCUCCUACCUGGGAAACCCUCGCCAAUGACUUCGCCCUCGAGUCCAACGUUGUAAUCGCCAAGGUUGACGCCGAAGCUGAGAACUCUCGUGCCCUGAGCAAGGAACAGGGUAUCACCGGAUUCCCUACCAUCAAGUUCUUCCCCAAGGGCUCGACCGAGGCCGAGGCGUACUCCGGCGCACGCUCUGAGGAAGCAUUUGUCAAGUUCAUCAACGAGAAGGCGGGUACCCACCGUGCUGUCGGUGGCGGUCUUGACAGCUUGGCCGGCACCAUCUCCGUUCUGGACGAGAUCGUUACCGAGAACGUCGCCGCGCAGAAGUUUGACAAGCUGGUGACUGAGAUUAAGAAGGCCGCCAACGACCUGCGCGACAAGUACGCCGAGUACUAUGUCAAGGCUGCGGAGAAGCUGAGCAAGAACGAGGGCUACGCCAUCAAGGAGCUCACUCGCCUCCGUAAGAUCCUGGCUAAGGGUGGCUCCGCUCCCGAGAAGUUGGAUGAUAUUCUUUCUCGUAGCAACAUUCUCCAACGCUUUGUUGGCCAGGAGAAGCGCGAUGAGCUUUAA